Messenger RNA from Coniophora puteana RWD-64-598 SS2, 1909 nucleotides. Its product is annotated as glycoside hydrolase family 5 protein. The coding region runs from base 81 to 1772 and encodes 563 amino acids. Gene Ontology annotation, molecular function: beta-glucosidase activity. Gene Ontology annotation, cellular component: cell surface; extracellular region. Gene Ontology annotation, biological process: glucan catabolic process. Lineage: Eukaryota; Fungi; Basidiomycota; Agaricomycetes; Boletales; Coniophoraceae. The record is from RefSeq and is a predicted model, not a curated record. The transcript is spliced from 14 exons.
CCGCUCUCUCCGACGCAUCGACCCUCCUUUGACGCACCCUAGUCACUCUUUUCAUACCCUACUUUCCCUCCAUCGCAGUAAUGCGUCUUCUCUUCGCCAGUGUUUGGCUGGCGUCGUUGCUCACCAGCGUGCUUGCUGGAAUGCCCGACAAGAUAUACGGUGUAAACUUGGGCUCAUGGUUGGUCCUCGAGUCAUGGAUGUUACCCCAGGGGUGGCUGGAUAUGGGCGGGCAAUCAUGUCAAAACUGCCAGGACUGUAUAGCUACGGAGCACGCGUUCGCGAAAGCGUACCCUGAGACCGUGGACGAGAAGUUUGCGCAGCACUGGGAAACCUGGUUCACCCAGGAUCAUGUCUCCGAGUUGAAGGCCGCUGGCAUCAACACGGUCCGCAUUCCGCUUGGCUACUGGAUCAUCGAGGCUUUGGUGGACCCGUCGCACGAAGCAUACCCGAAGGGUGGUCUCAAAUACCUCCGUCAAGGUCUCGGCUGGCUCAAGGACGCUGGAAUAAGCGUGAUCCUUGAUCACCACGCUCUGCCGGGUGUACAGUCAGCCAACCAGCAGUUCACCGGAAACUGCACGGACACGCCCCAGUUCUACACCCCUUACAAUUAUCACCGCGCGCUUGUCUGGACGUCAGUUAUGACCGCCCUCACGCACAUGGACCCCAACUUUGGUAGCGUCUUCUCUAUCGAAGCCGUCAACGAACCUACCAUGAAUGCCACCCAGACCCCUGGAUACGGUGACUUCCAGAAGAACUUCGUCCAAGUCGUCCGCACGAUCGAGCUUAUCAUUGGCAUCCCUGGUAUCGACCUCAACCUUGGCCUCAACCCCGACGCGGACAUUCUCGGUCUUGGUCUCGGCACCAACUUCACCGCCGCGUUGGGCUCAGUCGCUGAUGCUGCCGCGGCUGCGCUUAACCCUGAAGUGCAGCUUGCGCUCGCGGAUGCGGUGCCCAUCAUUCUUGAAAUCGCCACUGAGUGUGGGCUGGAGAGUAUCUUUACGCUGUUGGACUUUAUGGAUACGAAGCGGGAUCCUAUUGUGACUAGCUUCAUGGAUGUUAACUGGCAGUACAACAACCCGUCGAACCCUGCUGAUGCUAAAAUCGGACCGCAAGGAUACGACAACCAUCUUUACUAUUCAUUCGGUGGUGUUGCUGACUCGAACCCGGAAGCGUACCUGAUCAGUAUUUGCAACCUGAACCGCAUUCAGAACGACGCCAAACUCGGAAACACCCCUCUGUGGUUCGGCGAGUGGGGUCUGCCAACCCAGUUCAAUGCAACCGACGCGUUCCUCUACAAGUGGGCUGACGCGCAGAAGUAUGCCUACAGCCAAGGAGCUGGAUGGAUCUUCUGGAACUUCAAGACCGAGAUCUCGGCGUUGACCAACGGAACUUCGCUCGCGCGCCAAUGGUCCUAUCUCGAAGCCCUCAAGAUGGGUUUCCUCACGCAGAACCCGGCGCAGCUGAACGAUGCGGAUGUGUGCAAGCCCUACAUCGGGAAGACAUACACGUCGACUACCAUGAACGCUGUUUUGACGAGUGCUGCAUCCACUAGCACCGGUCCUGCCGCCCCCGCCGCGACCACUGCUGUUACUGCGACUGCGGCGGACAAGACGACCGGCAGCGAGUCGUCUGGUGCUCCUCAGAACACUGGCUCUGCCCCGACGGAGACCUCUGCGAAUGGUACGCUCCCCACUGGCACGCCUCUCACCAAGGCCCCGAAAAUGCGCAAGGCUCUCCAAGCCCAUAGACACUCGGGUGGUCACUACUUCUGAGUGAACAACGAACGAGUAGAAAAUGAUUCCUUUCCUUGUUUGCUUCUCAUCUUCGCGUAUGAUUCAACUUAGUGAUCACGUACAGUUUACUUCGGGUGUUUGAGCGACCUUUGUUUUACUUGGUAAUUACUGGUUUC